This is a messenger RNA of Echinococcus granulosus, 186 nucleotides long. RefSeq lists its product as hypothetical. The transcript is spliced from 2 exons. The record is from RefSeq and is a predicted model, not a curated record. Lineage: Eukaryota; Metazoa; Platyhelminthes; Cestoda; Cyclophyllidea; Taeniidae. Bases 1 to 186 code for a protein of 61 amino acids.
AUGGCGAUGAAUAGCCCCAAAUUCAUCUCGUUUUACUCGAAAUCUACCACUUCGUCACCACUGGCAGCGUACUUCCAAUCAGUAGAUGAGAUGAUUGGAAGGGAUGACUACACCGAACCACAGAGCCGUUUCGCAAAUGACCUUUUAAGCGCCAUAUCUCGACUUCCUCCUGCGUCUGUCGACUGA